Molecule: messenger RNA, 318 nt
Organism: Gamsiella multidivaricata
Lineage: Eukaryota; Fungi; Mortierellomycota; Mortierellomycetes; Mortierellales; Mortierellaceae
Exons: 3
Coding region: 1-318 (105 amino acids)
Source: RefSeq, a predicted model, not a curated record
AUGUCCAAGUGUCCUACAGCCGCCUCGGAUCCUGCUUCAGGGACCAAUUUCGGAGAUCUUUGCCCGAUCAAGGGUAACCAGGGACAAUUAUAUCGAUACCAUGUCGCCAGGGACGACGAUCUCAGAACUGCCAUCUAUGUCAGUCGUACCUGGAAUGCCGUCUGGAACCCCUAUCUUUACGAAAAGGACCUCGAUAGCCAUUAUAAUGAGCCUUCAUACUGGAUACAAAACAUGGACCAUUUCCAUCUCCCUGAGUACAUCUCCAACUCUGCAAUCGUUCAUCCUCCGUUGCGUGAGCCUUCGCGCCUGGUGUCAUAA